GCGAGAGGAGGCGGGGAGAGGAGCUCCAGAAGAGCCAAAAAUACUCCUUUACCACCGGGUUUAUCACAUGUUUGAGGUUUUAUUUUCAGUCUCAUGGUGUUCAUAUGUUAUAUUUCGGCUCUGGAUUUAUUUCAUUUGAGCUCCGGAUGGAUGUUUUUUUCACCGACCUGCCGAAGAGUCUGUACCCGAGGAUGAGAGGGACAAAGACGGGGAAGCAGCCUGUGGGGAGCCGGCUUCUCACCGGGUGUAUCUGAGAGGAAAACUGCACAGAAAUGUGGAAAACUGGAUUCAAAUCUGCUUAACCGUAGAAACCUGGCGAGCAGAGAAAGUCAAUUGUUUGCUAAUUAGUGUCAAUUAAGGAUUUAACGCACACAUAUCUUUAAGGGUGAUCAUCGCUCUGGACUCGUGGAGGACUCAUGGCUCCCUCAGCUGAGGGACGGAGAGGAUGAUUCACAUUAAAGCUCUCCAGACUUUGUGUUCCAGUGUUCUGACCGCUCUGGGCGCUGCUGACAGAUGUGGAGGACUGACCUCGUGGACGUCCUGCAGCUGAGUGGACGGAGACGGUGAUUUGAGUCUUUCACUUUCUAAAUAUCACUUCAAAGAUGAGCCAGGGUACAAACCUGGUCCUGGAGUGGCUGUCCAAGCUGAACCUGGCUCAGUACCUGGAGGCCUUCAUCGAUAACGGCUACGAUGACCUGGAGGUCUGUAAGCAGAUCGGGGCGCCGGACCUGGACGCCAUCGGAGUCCAGAUCCAGUACCACCGGCACCAGCUGCUCACCGCCGUCUACAGGCUGAGGGACGGGACGGACAGGAAGUCUGCGGGGUACUACUUCACAUUAGAGCCUCUGGACGAGGACAGGUUGGUCAGGACUUCAAAGCCGGGACUACACGAGUCCUCCUGUCCCGGGAACCACAACCUGAAGCUGUCCCCCUGCAACGACUUUGUGACGUAUCCCAAACUGAAGCUGAAGGUUCUGCUGAGGGACAAACUGGCUAAAGACGGGAUCAACCUGGGAGAGGCCCCGUACACCCACAAGGAUGGCUCAGUGGGGAGUCUGGGCUCUCUGGCGGAGGAAUACUCUCAGUACUACGGCACCUCCCUCAGUGACGUCUGUGAGAGGAUGGAGGAGCUGAGGAGGCGCAAAGUGGUGCAGGAGGCCGAGAUGGGCACCGUUGACUCAGUGACCUCGCUGCAGCUGCGCUCUCAGCUCCAGGAAUCCCUGGGGCUCAGCAGCAACACGUCCACUCCUGAGACGGAGAGGAGGUUUCCUGUCAACAAACUGAGUUCUGAAGACGGACCAGGGGGAAAAUGUGACGGCAGGAGGAAGAACAAACCGUUCUGGCAGAGUUUUCGGAAGUCACAGAAAGGAGUGACGCAACAGAUUUCUAAAGCAGGAGACGACGUAGGCUUCGUGGCCAGUGAGAUCACCAUGAGUGAUGAAGAGCGGAUCCAGCUGAUGAUGAUGGUGAAGGAUAACAUGAUCUCCAUAGAGGAGGCGCUGGCUCGGCUGAAGGAGUUCGAGGUCCAGAAAAGACCCCCCCCCUGCAGGACGGACCAGAACCCCCCCCCAGAGAGGACCUGCAGCCCCUACGAUCUGUCCGACGCUGAGCCGGAAGAGACUCUGAGCUUCAAGAGGCUCCACAAGCUGGUGACGUCGUCCAGGAGGAAGAGACUGGUCCGGGUCGACGACAACACCAAAACCGAAGAGAGCCUCCGGAUGAGGGAGUGUCUCCCCCCUGCAGGAGGCGCCUCUCCCCUGGACUCGGUGUGUUCGGCCCUGCAGGAUCAGCUAUCCUUGGACUCCCCCAGCCUCACCCCCUCCCCGUCCUCUUCCAGCCUGGAUACAUGCAGCACCUCCUUGCCCUGUAGGGAGGAGGGGGGUAUUCCCAUGCACCAAGAGGAGGGGGCCACAGGGGAGGCGGGGGCGGGCAGCGAGGAGGAGAAGAGGAUCGCUCGCUCUGUGACGGAGGGGGAGAUCAGACAGAAAGUCCUCAGCCUCACAGGGAGAGCCUGUAGCUUCGGAGGUUUUGACCUGAGCAGCCGCUCCCUGCAGAGCGCCGUCUCUGAACACACGAGUGAAGACGGAGAGGGGGUCCGAGGCCGCAUGAAGUCCCCCCCCACGCCUCGUAUUUCUCUGGGUAAAAAGGUGAAGUCGGUGAGGGAGACGAUGAGGAAACACAUCUCCAAGAGAUACCACGGCUCUCUGUCCGAACAGUCGAGCCCGGACCGGCUGUGCAGCUGCCCCCCCACCUCGCAGACAGACUCUCUGGAUAAAGCGUCUCUGAAGCCGGGGGGGUCUGUGGAGAGUCUGAGGAGCUCUCUGAGCGGGCAGAGCUCCAUCAGCGGUCAGACGGUGGGCACCACGGACUCGUCGGGGACCACGGACUCGUCGGGCAGCACCAGAGAGAGGGUGAGGUCUGAGAUGGGGGAGGAAGGGGAGGACGAGCUGCCGUACAGGGGACCGUUCUGUGGACGGGCCGUCGUCCACACCGACUUCACACCGAGUCCCUACGACUCCGACUCCCUCAAACUCAAGAGCGGGGACGUGAUCGAGGUGAUCAGUAAGCCUCCGAUGGGAACGUGGAUGGGAAUGCUGAACGGAAAGGUCGGCACCUUCAAGUUUAUCUACGUGGACGCUCUGAACGAGGAGGUGGAGGAGGUGAAGCCGAAGAAGACCCUACGGAGGAGGAGGCCUCGGCAGCCGAAGCCCACGUCUGUGGAGGAGCUGCUGCACCGCAUCAACCUCACCGAGCACCUCCCCACCUUCCUGUUUAACGGCUACGAGGACCUGGAGACCUUCCAGCUGCUGGAGGAGGAGGACCUGGACGAGCUGAACAUCAGAGACCCUCAGCAUCGAGCCGUGCUGCUGACCGCCGUGGAGCUGCUGCAGGAGGACGACGGCAGCAGCGACCCGGAGCGGGGGGGUCAGGUGCUUCAGGAGAAGCUGAUGCAGCGCCGCGGUCUCACAGGAGACUCGCCCCGGGACUCGGGCUGCUACGAGAGCAACGAGAACCUGGAGAACGGGAACGAGAACCUGGAAAACCUGGAGUACCUGGAGAACGGACGAGACACACAGACUUUCUCCUCCAUCACGGAGAACCUCCUGCAGCCCGAGGAGCAGGAGGUGCAUCCUCACAGAUGUGCAGCCACUUCCUGUCGUGCAGAAGUCGUCUUUCCUCCAGAGCUAUCAGAGACUCUCCCCCCCCUCUCCUCACCAAACACACCCCAGACUUCAGAGGAGAGCAGCAGACGCUCGGUGUCUGCUAACUCUGAAGCCCGGCGGCUGAAACUGAAGAGCCAUAAAAGAGGGACGCAGCGUCAGGACGUCUGAGUCUCUGCUCCAGAGCUUAAAGUGCACGGGAUGAACGUCCAAAAGAAAUGUGAGGGUUUUCUGGGUAAUGAGAGGAAAACAUG
Molecule: messenger RNA, 3415 nt
Organism: Eleginops maclovinus (Patagonian blennie)
Lineage: Eukaryota; Metazoa; Chordata; Actinopteri; Perciformes; Eleginopidae
Gene: sash1b
Product: SAM and SH3 domain containing 1b
Exons: 20
Coding region: 603-3332 (909 amino acids)
Molecular function (GO): protein binding
Source: RefSeq, a predicted model, not a curated record